Mastomys coucha (southern multimammate mouse) is the source of this 1341-nucleotide messenger RNA. It is a transcript of the gene Fam32a, whose product is annotated as family with sequence similarity 32 member A. The transcript is spliced from 4 exons. The record is from RefSeq and is a predicted model, not a curated record. The coding region runs from base 95 to 433 and encodes 112 amino acids. Lineage: Eukaryota; Metazoa; Chordata; Mammalia; Rodentia; Muridae. Gene Ontology annotation, cellular component: nucleolus.
AAUCAGAAGGAAGCGAGGAGAGCUUCGGCCGGAAGUGCUGUUUGCAAACAGGAAACAGUGUGGCGGAGUUCCCGGGGUACGGCUCGCGAGCGCUAUGGAGGCCUACGAGCAGGUCCAGAAGGGGCCUCUGAAGCUGAAAGGCGUGGCGGAGCUCGGCGUGACGAAGCGGAAGAAGAAGAAGAAAGACAAAGACAAGGCCAAGAUGCUGGAGGCCAUGGGGACGAGCAAGAAGAGCGAAGAGGAGAAGAGGCGCUGCCUGGACAAGCGCACGCCGGCGCAGGCAGCAUUCGAAAAGAUGCAGGAGAAGCGGCAAAUGGAAAGAAUCCUGAAGAAGGCGUCAAAAACCCACAAACAGAGAGUGGAGGACUUCAACCGACACCUGGACACACUCACGGAGCACUAUGACAUUCCUAAAGUCAGCUGGACCAAGUAACCUGCCCUGGUGCCAAAGGCAGCAGGCCUGGCAGAGUGUUGCUUCCCCCUGUGGUUCCUGGUAUCUUUUCCACUGGCUGGGGCAUCUGCUGAGACCAGGCUUCCUGAGACUCGAUUAAAGGCAGGCUGUCCUCUCACUGGUUUUGGUUUUCGGUAGUUCCCUUUCCUGUUUGGACAGCAACACUGUCGAUUGACAUGCUGAGGUCAUUUCUGGGUGAAGGUCACAGAAGGAUGGUCGUCUUCCCAGCCCCCAUUGCAGCAUCUAUCUUCGCUUAUACCACAGUGCUAGGACAGGAAGCUCCUGCCUGUGGACCACUGUGGGAACAGAAGUUACCACAGUGCUGCUCUAUUUUGGGCCACCUGGACAUCAGAUUGCAUCUGCAACACCACUUGAAGCAAGGGCGGGACACAGGACACAGGUCUCCAGCACAUAGCCUGUCCCACAGUCCACCCAGUGGACAGCCAUGGCAGAUGUUGCUAAUUUCAGUUUUCAAUGAUAGCACCUGGGUUUCUAAGCAUGUGGCAUGUGGCAUAAGCCUGGUUGGCAUUCCUAGUCUAAGGACACCAAAUGCCAGAUGUGGCCAGGGCACAGUGCCUGCAGACAAGGUAUCGUGGUGCAGAUGCUGCAGAGCUGUGGUGUCUGAGGUCUAGGUGGACCACCUGAAGAGUUUCUGCAUACACUGUUGAGAGAUGCAGCUUCUUUUGCCAUGGAUACUGAAAGAAUGACAAAUGGGUGGAGCUGACAUGUUUGGAAUAAAGUGAAUACCAGUCAUGGAGUGUGAAUGUUGUCUGUACUGGCUGUUCACAGUAGGGACACCUUUCCAUUCUACCUGUCCCCCUGAAGAAUGAAGAACACACAGUGAAAAACCAGUUCGGUGUGGGAAAAAUUAAAUGCCUUUGUAUUCUGAA